AUGGUGGCCAAGGAUUAUCCCUUCUACCUUUCCGUCAAGAGGGCAAAUUGUGCCUUGGAGGUGCCGGCGGUCACCAGCCCAGCUAGAGAGACGGAGGAGCCCAGCAACAAACGGGUCAAGCCGCUUUCCAGAGUUACCUCACUAGCGAGUCUCAUUCCUCCUGUCCGGGCCACUCCACUGAAGCGGUUAGACGCUCCAGGUAAUCCCAGUCAGCGCGUGUCUGAAAGGGGAAUGCCUGCACACUCCCAGUCUCUCCUGGGGUCAGCAUGGGAACGUGAACUGCACCGUUCCAUCAGUUUCCGUAGUGACAGUCGCCCAGAUCUGUUCAGUCCACGACCAUGGUCUCGAAAUGUGCCUCCCGCUAACACAAAGCGGAGAGACAGCAAACUCUGGAGUGAGACCUUUGAUGUUUGUGUCAAUCAUAUGCUUACAUCUAAAGAAAUCAAGCGUCAAGAGGCUAUCUUUGAACUUUCUCAGGGAGAAGAAGACUUGAUAGAAGAUCUGAAGUUAGCAAAAAAGGCUUACCAUGACCCAAUGCUUAAACUUUCUAUAAUGACAGAGCGAGAGUUGAACCAAAUUUUUGGAACAUUGGACUCUCUAAUUCCUCUACAUGAAGAUCUUCUGAGGCGACUUCAAGAAGUCAGGAAACCUGAUGGAUCAACAGAACAUGUUGGCCAUAUCCUUGUGGGCUGGCUUCCAUGUCUAAACUCCUAUGAUAGCUACUGCAGCAAUCAAGUAGCAGCCAAAGCUUUGUUGGAUCACAAGAAACAAGAUCACAGAGUGCAAGAUUUCCUACAGCGCUGCUUAGAGUCUCCUUUCAGUCGCAAGCUGGACCUUUGGAAUUUCCUUGACAUCCCAAGAAGCCGUUUGGUUAAAUACCCAUUACUACUCAGAGAGAUUUUGAGACACACACCAAACGAUCAUCCAGAUCAGCAGCAUCUUGAAGAAGCUAUAAAUAUAAUUCAGGGCAUAGUGGCUGAAAUCAACAUAAAGACUGGUGAAUCUGAAUGCCAGUAUUACAAAGAGAGACUUAUUUAUCUUGAAGAAGGCCAAAGGGAUUCACUGAUUGAUAAUUCACGUGUUGUAUGUUGUCAUGGUGAACUGAAGAACAACAGGGGAGUGAAACUGCACGUCUUCCUUUUUGAAGAAGUGUUGGUGAUUACUCGAGCUGUUACCCAUAAUGAACAGCUCUGGUACCAGCUGUAUCGGCAGCCAAUUCCUGUGAGGGAGCUCGUGCUAGAAGACUUGCAAGAUGGAGAGGUGCGAUUGGGUGGAUCCAUACGUGGUGCAUUCAGCAACAAUGAGAGAAUCAAAAACUUCUUUAGAGUCAGCUUCAAAAAUGGAUCUCAAAGCCAGACUCACUCACUCCAAGCCAAUGACUCCUUCAACAAACAACAGUGGCUUAAUUGUAUCCGCCAGGCCAAAGAGAAAGUUACGUGUGCAGGCAAAGCUGGCAUGCUGAACUCAGAAGCACAUUUUCUUUUGUCACCAAAUGGAAGCAGAGUACCCCAGGGAGAAACCAAGCUCGAGCAAAUGGACCAAUCAGACUCUGAGUCAGACUGUAGCAUGGACACCAGUGAGAUCAGCAUCGACUGUGAACGUAUGGAACAGACAAACUCUUGUGAAAAUGAAAAGCAAAUAGAAACCAAUGUUUGACAAAAACUUCCAGUUCAUGGAAGAAAAUCUGUCUCUAACCUGUACAGUAUUUGCAUUCCACACAUGGAACUAUUUGGAGAAGCACUUUUAAAAUAUUUUUUGUGAAAAUGUCAAUGCAGUCUUUCUUGUGUUCGUACCUGUAAGUGUAGUACUGUAACUGCUGAUCUGUAUAAGCUGGAAUCUCCUGCAACUCAUUUCCUGUGAUUAUAUUCCAUAAACAUCUAAGGUGAAUGAAAGAGGUACUUGACCAGUUAUUCUCAAUGUCCUGCUGUAAAUAGAAUAUCUAAACUACUGUUUAUAUGUGCAUUGCAUAAAGAAUUGUUUCAUAAUUUUUAAAGAACUUUAUUUACCCUUUAAUUGGGCAGCUGAAGAUGUGGACUUAAUA
This is a messenger RNA of Antrostomus carolinensis (chuck-will's-widow), 2041 nucleotides long. It is a transcript of the gene ARHGEF3, whose product is annotated as Rho guanine nucleotide exchange factor 3. The transcript has 10 exons. Lineage: Eukaryota; Metazoa; Chordata; Aves; Caprimulgiformes; Caprimulgidae. Gene Ontology annotation, molecular function: guanyl-nucleotide exchange factor activity. Gene Ontology annotation, biological process: intracellular signal transduction; positive regulation of Rho protein signal transduction. The record is from RefSeq and is a predicted model, not a curated record. The coding region runs from base 1 to 1656 and encodes 551 amino acids.